CCCGGGGAUGCGGGACGCUGCAGCCAGCACAAAGAGAAAAGAGGGUGGCAGUCUGUCCUCAAACCAACACUGGACGUUGACUUGAAGAGUUCAAGUCUAACCCGCCCGUUUGGCUGGCAGUGCAAGUGCAGCAGAAGAAGUGCCCACCACUUGGCAACAUCCUGUGAAGUGCAGAGGAGAAAAUUGGAUCCCUAUUCUAAACACUUUCCCACAUUAGUUUAUGUCCACUUACCUGCUUUGUCCGAGCAGGUACGCACGUUGUCCAAAGUGGCCGGAGAGUGGACACAGGUAGUGACCCUCCACCAGGAGCUGACCGCCGACCUCCCGCGCCUCGCUGGGUCCCUCCACUCCAUUGCGUGCCUUCCUCCGCUCUCCUCUCACAGAUGGGGCGAAAGUAGCGGAAGACAGAGCCGGACUAUCUCCCAACCUCGCCACCGCCACGACCGAAGAACGGAGGCGCACAACCACUUUGGCACCGAGCUCCGACCGAGCGCCCGGCCGCCCAGCGCUGCGCCACGGCCGGUCACCGCAAAUCGCAGCAGCCACUGCCCGCUGGAGGGAGAGCCGCCGCAGAGGGGUCAGUUCAAGGGCCAAGUUUGGGGCCAGUGCCGUGCAGUCCGUCUCGGCUGGCCAGCGAGCGGCCGGUUUGGGGGCCAGAUCGCGGUCGGUAUACCGGAGCAGCAGCAGCAGGAGGAGGAGGAGGAGGAGAGCCGACCCUUCCAGCGCCGCUCUCCGGGCGAUGCCAGUGUAAAUGCCAGGGCGAUGUCCCGACGCAAGCAGGGGAACCCGCAGCACCUGUCCCAGAGAGAAAUAACACCAGAGAUUGAGCACCAAGAUGGCAGCCUGCUCUCCGACUCCUUACUCUCACAGUCGCUUGGCCCACCUCCCCACGCGUUGGAGCCCAACCUGGCCCACGCCCUGCCACCUGGACUUCACGCCGACCACGACUUGCUGACAUGUGGCCAGUGCCAGCUGACCUUCCCGCUGGGCGACAUCCUUCUCUUCAUUGAGCACAAGAAGAAGCAGUGCCAAAUGCCGCCUCUGGCCAAUGGCUGCUACGACAAGAUGAGCGACCGUGGAGGAGGGAGUCCCACUCUGCAGGGCCUACAUCACCAUGGCCAGCGGGUGGAGCUCAGGAAGGUGCUGGAGCCAGUGGAGAUCGGCAUUCAGGUGACACCUGAAGAGGAGGAGGAGGAGGGAGGAAGAGGAAGAGGAGGGCAAGGAGGGGAGAGGAGAGAGAGGACGCCCAUCAAAAGAAUUUGCCCCAAGCAGGAAAACGCACUGGCAGGUGGCAGGGAUGAGCCUUCUAGCUAUAUAUGUACCACAUGCAAACAGCCCUUCCCCAGCGCCUGGUUCCUGCUGCAGCAUGCCCAGAACAUCCAUGGCAUUCGCAUUUACCUGGAAUCCAACCCCUCUAGCACAGCCCUCACUCCCCGCAUCACUAUGCCUCCGCCCAUGGGCAACGACUCCAUCCCACAGUCCCCCCUCACCAACUUUCUUAGGGACAACAAUCCUUUCCAUCUCCUAAGGAUGACAGGUCCCCUGCUACGGGAGCCUCCCCCAGGCUUUGUGGAGAACCGCCUUCCCAACACACCUCCGUUUGUCAGCCCCCCUCCCCGCCAUCACCUGGACCCCCACCGGUUGGAACGCCUUAGUGCAGAGGAAAUGGGCCUCAUCUCCCAGCAUCCUAGUGCCUUUGAGAGGGUGAUGCGGCUAACACCUAUGGCCAUUGAGUCCCAGUCUAUGGACUUCUCCAGACGAUUACGUGAGUUGGCAGGGAACAAUAACAGUACCACACCACCAUUAUCACCCAGCAGGGCAAACCCUAUGCACCGACUACUAAACCCCAACCCCUUUCAGCCCGGACCAAAAUCGCCCUUUCUUAGCACACCCCCUUUACCACCAAUUCCCCCAAAUAGCACCACUCCUCCCCAGACACAGAUCAAGGUCAAGUCCUGUGAGUUCUGCGGUAAGACCUUCAAAUUUCAGAGCAACUUGGUUGUGCAUCGGCGCAGCCAUACCGGAGAAAAACCUUACAAGUGCCAGCUAUGUGACCACGCCUGCUCUCAGGCAAGCAAACUGAAACGCCACAUGAAGACACACAUGCACAAGGCUGGAUCCCUGACCGGGCGCUCAGAUGAUGGACUGUCUACUACGAGCUCUCCAGAGCCAGGUACAAGUGAUGUCACAGGUGAGGGCAUGAAGAAUCGUGACGGGGACUUCCAGGGGGAAGGCAACGAGGAGGAAGAAGAGGAAGAAGAAGAAGAGGAACUUGAGAAUGAGAGUCGACCAGAAUCCAACUUCAGCAUGGAGUCUGAGUUCUACCGCAACAGGGAGAAUGGUUCUAAACCAUUAUCAGAGGAGAAGUCAUCACUCGCUCUUGAGAAGAUGAUGGAGGGUGGGGGCCUCAACUCUAUACAGCAGUACAAUAAUUUAAUAGUUGACAAUCGUAAAAGGAUGCCCUUCUCAAAGAGGGGCUCAGAUGGUCUGCGGGAAACUGGAGAUGAAGAUUCAAUGGCUGGCGAAAUAGACCACCACCAGCAGGAAGAGAGGACCACCAUUAAUGGCCGGAACUGUGGCUCUGGUGACUCUUUCUCGGGCCUGUUCCCCCGUAAGCCCACACCCAUCACUAGCCCCAGCCUGUCCAUCUCUUCAAAUAAGAGGAUCAAGAUUGAGAAGGACUUGGAUCUUCCUCCAGCACCCCAUAUUCCCUCAGAGAACGUCUACUCCCAGUGGUUGGUUGGCUACGCUGCCUCGCGACACUUCAUUAAAGACCCUUUCCUAGGUUUCACAGACUCCAGACAAUCUCCCUUUGCCACCUCCUCUGAGCACUCAUCAGAGAAUGGCAGCCUGCGCUUCUCAACACCUCCGGGUGACCUGCUGGAUGGUGGCCUUUCAGGCCGCAGCGGCACCGCCAGUGGGGGCAGCACACCGCAUCUGGGUGGAGGUCCGGGACCAGGUCGACCUAGCUCCAAGGACAGCAGGAGGUCUGACACCUGCGAAUACUGUGGAAAGAUCUUCAAGAACUGUAGCAACCUGACGGUGCAUCGACGCAGUCACACAGGUGAAAGGCCCUACAAGUGUGAGCUGUGCAACUAUGCCUGCGCCCAGAGCUCCAAGCUCACGCGCCACAUGAAGACACAUGGUCAGCUUGGUAAGGAGGUCUACCGCUGUGACAUUUGCCAAAUGCCCUUCAGCGUGUACAGCACUCUGGAAAAACACAUGAAAAAGUGGCAUGGAGAACAUUUGAUGACCAAUGAGGUCAAAAUUGAACAAGCAGAGAGAACCUAAAACAGGUUAUUUAUUUCCAUAAUCUGUGCCACACUUUGACUUAAAAAAAAAACUAAAAAAAAAAACUAAAUGAGGAGCUGGAUACUCUUUUUCUGAGAUACUCAUUUUGGGUUAAUUUUGGGUUUUGCCUAAGAAACUGCCAGCUUAAAAAAAAGAAAACCAAUUGAAGCUGUUUAAACUGCCUCAUCUGGAGUUCCUUUUAAAACAAUCAGUCAGUUGAGUUUUAACCUAUGUGGAGCCUUUAACUGUGCAAUAAUUUCUGUAUUUAUUGGAUUUUGUUUUUUGGCAUGUGCAGGUAAAUUUUUUAUUUAGGCUUUUUCUAUUUAUAAUACUUUGACUUUAACUUACUCUUUGUUUUAGUAACCCACAUUAUAGCUUUAGAACUUUUUCUUUUUUUUUAAAGUCAAUUUUAAUUAUACCCUUCAGGCUGCCACAUGUAGGAAAAUUGAAUAUUAAGCUAAAAAUGUGCUUUCUUGAAGAGAAGCUGAUUUCAAUCUUCGAGUUGGCAGUGUUCCUAACUGAGAUUGCUAGAAUUAGUUUGUUUUGUGUGACGAUGAUAUGCGGACAACAAUCCUUGGCCUUGUAGCAUGAACUGAUUCUUAAACAUGUCAAUAUAAUUGGAAAUGUAGCACUAAGUGUCAUAUUUGACAGUAAAUGUAAAAUCAAAGUGGUUUCUUCCUGAGACCACCAUAACCAGCCAGAAGAAACAGAUUCUAGAUAAGGUAGCUGCUGACAGGUACAUAGUACCAAAUCUUGACGAAGCUACAACCAUCCCUAAUCUCUUCUCCUUGCCACACCCCUUCCACUUAUUACAAACUAACCUGCAUUACAUCAAUUGAUUAUAUUUAGCAUGAAGCAAUAUGAUCUAGGCUAUAUUAUUUAUUGAGAGUAAACUGACCACGAAGCCAUGCAUAAUACAUAGAGAGAUGGAAAAAACAGAUAUGAGAGCGAGCACAGGGACAUCUCAGGGUGAGCAAUACUACUUUUAUUUAUUUAUCCCACUCCUGUGUUUCAGAGGCAUUUACAUUUCAUCAUAUAUUGAAAUCUUUUGAGACAGUUAUGUCCUCUUGCUCUGGCCUACCUGCUUAGUGACAAGCUAUAUACUAUUUCAAAGGGGGGGAUAAAAUGAUUUAGUUAGGUGAGGGCUAAAUAUAUGUGCAUACUAUGGCAGAUGUCAAUACUUUAGCUAGAUUUCUGCAGGAAAUGUAUGUCUCACAUUUAAUUUGUAAAAUUUAUAUAAAAAGAAAUGAGCAGUACAUUUUGACUUGUAUUGUUAUAGUGGUUUAUCUGAUUAUGAAGUCACUCUGCAGGAAUUUAAAUUCUUCAAAGCUACAUUUGUAUGGGACAAUUUUUAUGUAGAAGAGCGAAAUGUGUAUGUUUGCUGAAAUAGUAGGACUAAACCAGCAGCACCAGCUCGCUCCAUGCUCCUUUUUUAAUUUGACAUAUCAUAACCCCCAUUUUGAUUUCAUAAUGGUACUUUUUAAUUUUUAAAUCAGAUCUAAUUUAUUAUUUUCAAUAAACAAAUUACAGAGCUCUUAACAACAGACCUGUUGAGUCAGACACACACAGAAAGAUGGUCAGAAAAAGUGACUAAAAGGGUCUAGAGCUUGGGAUCUCCUGGCAUUGAACUGCCCAGGGUUGUUAGGCAUGGCUUUCCCAAUGCUGGCACACAAAAAAAAUAAUGAUGACAAUAAUGAUGAAUCCAGGACAGUUUUUGUACUGCCAUUCAGUUUGACAUGAGUGUGCCUUGAAUAACAAUCUUCUUAUUUAUUGUCAAAGACAAAUGCAACAGAUUUAUAAAGCAUCAAAUUGAAUAAGAUUUUUUUUUGUUGAUGUGUAAUUUGACAUUACAAUUAUUUAAAUCAAUACAUAUGAAACAAUGCUGAAUUUAGGUUAGGAGUGCCCAGCACACUACUUAUGUGUCUGUGUGUACAUAUUUAUUCAUAUGUACAUAUAAAGACACACACAUAUAUAGAUAUAUAACAAAUUCCUUACUCAUAAGAACAUGUUUGUCCCUCAACAGAAAAUCCCAGGAGUGAACAAAAGCCACACAAAAAGUCAAGGAAGACCUGGACAGAAAUCAGGAACUACAGAAGCUAAAAAGGAUUUUAGUGAACUGUGUCUUAAAAUAAGUUUACAGUAUUGAAACAAGUACAAGGGUAAAAUAAUAUUUGUGUGUAUGUGUGUUUUGAACAAAAAAGUAUUUUUUUUCUAGGUUUGCUUCUAAAGUUCCUCUGAAUGCCAUACUGGCGACGUGUGUAUUGUUUAUAUAUAUAUCAUUUCAUUUUUUCCCUUUCUUUAAUUUUGGUGACGGGGUUUUAGUAUAUAUAUAUAAAUAUAUAUGAAUAUAUAUAACAUUUUUCUUGUUUACUGUCAAAGUAUACCAGUAUUUGUAAUAUUGGAGAAUGCCUGGGCAUUUUACAAAAAUAGAAAAAAUAUUGUUUGAUUUUUUUAUUUUGCAGUCCAAUUUAAAUUGUGGGACUCUUAAACUGUUUUUGUCACUGUAACUGUAUAAGUUUUCAGUUUAAGUAACUUUUAUUCUGCCUUGGGUGUAAUGAAAUAAAAAAUAAAUGAGAUAAAAAAUUACAGAGCGGUAACACACUUGGAUUUGAUAGGGGAGUUCGGGUGCGGGUGGGUGGUUGGUUUGGAGGAAGUAGGGUUCCUCCCUUAAAAACGAUGGAGCAUUGGUUCUGCUUUUAAGGAAAAGCCCACUGAAAAUCCUGACUUGUAUCUAUUUUCCUGCUUCUGGUAUGGAAUAUUCUUCAUGGACAGUUUGAAAUACACGUGUAGGCACUCACUGUCUUUAAUGAGGAGCUUAUCUUUUUUAAUUGUAGGCUUUGUGAAUAGGGUACUCUGAGUACCUGGGGACGUCUUGCUCUUACACUUGGUGCAAGGGGAGGUGACUUCAUUCCAGUGACAAGAUACAACCUACAGUCUGCCAUGAUCUUUUUUCCUUUCAUUGGGCAGGAUAAACACAACCUAAUUCAUUUGUACUGUUGUAACGAAUCACAUUGUACAGAGUGGGGUUAAAACGGUUGCUUGACAGCCUUUUAGUGACAAAAACACAGGUUGAUGUUUUGUUUACAUUGGAUGUACAUAGUUUUCUAUGACUUCACUGUUAUUUGAAUUGCUUUUUUUCCCCUUUUAUUUGAUUGUGAUUUCUAACUGGCACUGGCAGUGAAUUCCUGUGUUUGGGGGGCGGGUGUGUGUGUGUGUGUGUGUGUGUGUGUGGGGGGGGGUGAUUCUUCUGUUUGACCUUUGUGACCUCCAUGUCAGUUUUCAGGCACAUGCCUCCCCAGUUGAUAUUUCUCAGCAUGAGAACAAAGCACAAAUACAAGCUGUU
This is a messenger RNA of Platichthys flesus (European flounder), 6634 nucleotides long. It is a transcript of the gene bcl11ba, whose product is annotated as BCL11 transcription factor B a. NCBI's taxonomy places the organism in Eukaryota, Metazoa, Chordata, Actinopteri, Pleuronectiformes, Pleuronectidae. Gene Ontology annotation, cellular component: nucleus. The coding region runs from base 763 to 3291 and encodes 842 amino acids. Gene Ontology annotation, biological process: positive regulation of transcription by RNA polymerase II. The record is from RefSeq and is a predicted model, not a curated record. The transcript is spliced from 3 exons. Gene Ontology annotation, molecular function: RNA polymerase II cis-regulatory region sequence-specific DNA binding; DNA-binding transcription factor activity.